UCUUUUCUUCCCUCCCAGCCGCCUUUUUUCUUUUUUCCAAAAGGAAUCCGUCCCAAAAAACUCCUUCCCAGAGAAUUCACUUCCCCAGGCCCGGUCCAAUUCCUCCCUCCGUAGAAUUUUCUGGCCCACAAUAAAAUGGCCGCCCUCUCCAAUGUCAUUAAUCCCCAUCCAGCUGGGCUUUAAGCCCAGCUUUCGAGAAUUGUUUGCCGGUGCAACUUCUUUUUCGUGUUUUCUUCACCUGUAAUACAUCAAACUCAUGGCACUAGGCAGUAAUGGUUUUUCAACCAUUCUCGGGUUAGCGAGCCCUAAAAUAGCACCAAUUGGCUAAAACAUACCACGGGAUAAUCACAUAAAGUCCAAGAAUCCGAUAUAAUAAAGCCGAAUAUCAUUUGCCGAGCUGGAUUUGGAUGAAGAGGAUGAUGAGUCCCCAGUUGCUGAACUGGUUACUAAGUUUGCAAGUUUGGCACUAGAGGAUGAGUCGUGAAAUGUCAUGAUGACCCGUACUGGAGCAAGAAUCAACUUGUCUAUUGAGACAGCAAGGCAACACAAGAGUUCCCAACAAAUCCUAAGGGAAUUCUACGAGGAUGGACACAAAUACGUAGGCGUACUUAGCGAGGAUGAUGGUCGGUAUCCUUACUACGUACUGUAUCAAGGACCAGAAGGAUCCACAAGCCUUCCUCUUGAGAACUCUACAUGGGGUUCAGAAUUUGAUGAAGAAGAUAACUCAGUGGUUUUCGAAGAGAAGCUAGAUGAAAAUAAUGCUAUGCAUGUGGCAACAAGAAAGGGGAAAGAGGUUGUCAUUGUAGGAUCAACAGUUGAGGAACCAAGUCGAGUUAUUGUUUUCAAUGAGCCAGAUGCAAAGAUGCUUCGACAUCUCAGGCCAUUGUACAUAAAAGCUCAUAUUAAAAAUGUAUCAAUGUCAAGAGUGUUAGUUGACAAUGGUGUUGCUGUGAACGUGAUGCCCACACGUAUGCUUAGGAAGUUGGGAAAGAGUGAAAAUGAACUUAUCCCAACAGAGGUGUUUGUUACUAGCUUCAAUAGUGGUUCCACAACUACAAGGGGAUACCACCAGUAGUUGUAGAGUGGGUAGCCAAGAGAGAAUGGUGGCUUUCUUUGUCAUUGAGGAAGCAAUCAGCUACAAUGCUUUGCUUGGUAGAGACUAGAUACAUGCUAAUAAGUGUGUGUCGUCAUCACUGCACCAGUGUUUAAUGUUAUGGAACAAGGAUAGUGUGGUCGAAGUGGCACGAGUUGACACCAAACCAUUUGCGGUUGGAACCAAUAUAGCGUAAGCUCCCCUUUACCAUGGGGAUUUUGGCCCUCUGGAGAUCAAGACAGUGGAUGAUGGAUCGUGUACCAUGGUGAUGUCCAAUGCAAAGGUGUUGAGCAAAUAAUGUGUUGACCCUCUAUCUGAAAUAGUGAGACCAUCAAUGUUUGUUGUGGAUGGUCCACCCUAAGCUGAGACAUCAUCCAUAAAUGAGUAAGCCACUCCAUACAAGAGUGGCAAAGGAGGCCGAAAUUACGGCCUUGCAAGAAAAGUUAGCCAUAUACCAAUGUGAGCAAAGGCUUAUGUAUAUAGAGCCUGUGUUGAUGGCUGACUGUGUACCUGAUGAUGAAGUACUAUUGGAAGAAAAGAGUUCAAGCAAGACAGGAGAAGAUGGCAAGCACAUUGCUGCAUGUGACGUAUUGGAGAAGAUCAAUCUUGGCACUGAGGACGAUCCACGUCCAACUUUCAUAAAUGCCAACUUGCCGGAGUCUGACAGGUAUGAGUUAAUUGCGUUUUUAAAGGAGUUUAAAGAUUGUUUUGCAUGAGAUUAUCAUGAAAUGUCUGGCUUAGAUAGAAAAUUAGUAGAGCAUAGGUUACCAAUUAAAAGUGGUUUUAGACCUUACAAACAACCACCUAGACGUUUUGCUUAUGAAGUCUUGAUAGAGAUUAAGAAAGAGAUUGGACGUCU
Molecule: messenger RNA, 1952 nt
Organism: Linum trigynum
Lineage: Eukaryota; Viridiplantae; Streptophyta; Magnoliopsida; Malpighiales; Linaceae
Source: the annotation of a GenBank genome assembly